GGAGGAGAGGGCCCCAGAUCUCAGUUAACAAUGGAGCCCCCGGUGCGCGGCGGGCACCCGGGCACCACUGGCGCCCGGCAGCGCGCUCUGCUGCGGGACAGGGAGGCCGUGUGCGGCUGCAGCACAGCCUCGCCCGCUCGAGUGGUCUGAUUCGGAUUUACGUGGCAGCGACACUGUCAACCCUUGCCUGGCUCUGUGGUGCGUCUCCCACUCCAGCCUAGCUUUCCCGGGUCUCCCUCGUCCUGGCCCGGAGCGCCAGGGGAGCCCUGCUCCUCCUCGCCCCGGGCCUCGGGCCGGCACAGCGGGAGUGACCCGGCAGGCCCAGCGCUCCUCGCCGCCGCGGGUCGGGGAUUUGGAGUUGCUCGAAGCUGCAGCCAGCUCCCGGGCGCGCCGCACUCCUCCGCGGCCGGAUCCCGGCGAUCCUCCACCAGCUGCCGGGCUCUCCCUCGGGGAUCCUGAGCGAGCGCGCAGAGGUAGGCUAGACCGACCCAGUCAGUCGCUGGCACCGACCUCGAUGCUUUCUUUCCAAACACACAGACACACACACACACACACACACACACACACACACACACACACACGCCCUGGGCGCAGACCCCUCAACGCCUCCCUUCCCGUGGAUAUCCUUCAGGGCCUCCGGGAGAGACCGACAGACGGACGGGGAAAGCACACGGAGGGAAACUUGUUCCUUCCAGUCUCCUGUCAGGCAAUUACUGGCGAGCCUGUGCCGGCAGAGGGGAGGGAGGAAGCGAGGGAAGGGCUCCAGAAGGGGAGGGGGAGGACGAAGGAGGUGGGGGAGGCGGGGGUGCAGUUGGUGAAACUCCUCUGUCUCCCGCUCAUCUUUUCAUUGCGUGCUCCUCUCCUUCGCGCAGACACCCCAGACCUCCCCUGGGCGCCAGCUCCUCGGCUCCAACGGGUCCAGAAACAAGCCGGAUUUUUUUUUUUUUUUUUUUCUGGAAAUUGGCUUUGGUGUGUUUCCCUACCUCCUUCCUCCCCCGUCUAGCCCCCCCUCCUUUUUUUUUUUUUUUUUUUUUUUUUUUUUUUUUUUUUGAGACAUGGCCCGGGCAGUGGCUCCUGGAAGAGGAACAAGUGUGGGAAAAGAGAGAGGAAACCGGAGCUAAAUGACAGGAUGCAGGCGACUUGAGACACAAAAAGAGAAGCAUUUCUCUCGGAUCAAGGCAUUGCAUCGCUGCUCUCCUUUCUCCAAGACGGACUGAGGAUUUUACGGCUCUAGGCGGAGUUGAAGCUCUUCAGAUUGUUUAGAUUCCCCGCUUUGCUCUAUUUUCCCCGCACGUUCUGGUUCUCCCGCGUCUGCCUGGGGAUCCGGCGAAGGGAGAAUGGAGAGGGGGCUGCCGCUCCUCUGCGCCGCGCUCGCCGUCGCCUUCGCCCCGGCCAGCGCUUUUCGAAACGAUAAAUGUGGUGAUACUAUAAAAAUUGAAAGCCCAGGGUACCUUACAUCUCCUGGUUAUCCUCAUUCUUAUCACCCAAGUGAAAAAUGUGAAUGGCUGAUUCAGGCUCCUGACCCAUACCAGAGAAUUAUGAUCAACUUCAACCCUCACUUUGAUUUGGAGGACAGAGACUGCAAGUAUGACUACGUGGAGGUCAUCGAUGGAGACAAUGAAAAUGGACGCUUAUGGGGAAAGUUCUGUGGGAAGAUUGCUCCUUCCCCUGUAGUGUCUUCAGGGCCAUUUCUUUUUAUUAAAUUUGUCUCUGACUAUGAGACACAUGGUGCUGGAUUUUCCAUACGUUAUGAAAUUUUCAAGAGAGGUCCUGAAUGUUCUCAGAAUUACACAGCACCUAGUGGAGUGAUAAAGUCCCCAGGAUUCCCUGAAAAAUAUCCCAACAGCCUUGAAUGCACUUAUAUUAUCUUUGCACCAAAGAUGUCAGAGAUUAUCCUGGAAUUUGAAAGCUUUGACCUGGAGCUUGACUCAAACCCUCCAGGGGGGAUGUUCUGUCGCUAUGACCGGCUAGAAAUCUGGGAUGGAUUCCCUGAUGUUGGUCCUCACAUCGGGCGUUACUGUGGACAGAAGACACCAGGUCGAAUCCGUUCCUCCUCGGGCAUUCUCUCCAUGGUUUUUUAUACUGACAGUGCAAUCGCAAAAGAAGGCUUCUCAGCAAACUACAGUGUUUUGCAGAGUAGUGUCUCAGAAGAUUUCAAAUGUAUGGAAGCUCUGGGCAUGGAAUCAGGGGAGAUUCAUUCUGACCAAAUCACAGCUUCUUCCCAGUAUAGCACUAACUGGUCUGCAGAACGCUCUCGCCUCAACUACCCUGAGAAUGGGUGGACUCCCGGAGAAGAUUCCUACAGAGAGUGGAUACAGGUAGACUUGGGCCUUCUGCGCUUUGUCACUGCUGUCGGGACACAGGGAGCCAUUUCAAAGGAAACCAAGAAGAAAUACUAUGUCAAGACUUACAGAAUAGACAUUAGCUCCAAUGGGGAAGACUGGAUCACCAUAAAGGAAGGAAAUAAACCUGUCAUCUUUCAGGGAAACACCAACCCCACAGAUGUUGUGUUUGGAGUUUUCCCUAAACCACUAAUAACUCGAUUUGUCCGAAUCAAACCGGUGACUUGGGAAACUGGCAUAUCUAUGAGGUUUGAAGUCUAUGGCUGCAAGAUAACAGAUUAUCCUUGCUCUGGCAUGUUGGGUAUGGUGUCUGGACUUAUCUCUGACUCCCAGAUAACAGCAUCAAACCAAGGGGACAGAAACUGGAUGCCUGAAAAUAUUCGCCUGGUAACCAGUCGCUCCGGCUGGGCACUGCCACCUGCUCCUCACCCAUACAUAAACGAGUGGCUCCAAGUGGACCUGGGGGAAGAGAAGAUUGUGAGGGGCAUCAUCAUUCAGGGGGGGAAGCACAGGGAAAACAAGGUGUUCAUGAGGAAAUUCAAGAUCGGGUACAGCAACAAUGGCUCAGACUGGAAAAUGAUCAUGGAUGACACCAAGCGCAAGGCUAAGUCUUUUGAAGGAAACAACAACUAUGAUACACCAGAGCUACGGACUUUUCCACCUCUUUCCACACGAUUCAUCAGGAUCUACCCUGAGAGAGCCACUCAUGGAGGACUGGGGCUGAGGAUGGAGCUGCUGGGCUGUGAAGUGGAAGCACCUACAGCUGGACCGACCACUCCCAACGGGAACCUGGUGGACGAGUGUGAUGAUGACCAGGCCAACUGCCACAGCGGAACAGGUGGGACCACCGUGCUGACCACAGAAAAACCAACCAUAAUAGACAGCACAAUACAAUCAGAGUUUCCAACAUACGGUUUUAACUGCGAAUUUGGCUGGGGCUCUCACAAGACAUUCUGUCACUGGGAACAUGACAAUCACGUGCAGCUCAAGUGGAGCGUGUUGACCAGCAAAACCGGACCGAUUCAGGAUCACACAGCAGGAGAUGGCAACUUCAUCUAUUCCCAAGCCGAUGAAAACCAGAAGGGCAAAGUGGCUCGUCUGGUGAGCCCCGUGGUUUAUUCCCAGAACUCCGCCCAUUGCAUGACCUUCUGGUAUCACAUGUCCGGUUCACACGUGGGCACGCUGAGGGUCAAACUGCACUAUCAGAAGCCAGAAGAGUAUGACCAGUUAGUCUGGAUGGCCAUCGGACACCAGGGAGACCACUGGAAGGAAGGGCGUGUCCUGCUCCACAAGUCUCUGAAGCUUUAUCAGGUGAUUUUUGAAGGUGAAAUCGGAAAAGGAAACCUUGGCGGGAUUGCAGUGGAUGACAUUAGUAUUAAUAACCACAUUUCACAAGAGGACUGCACAAAACCGGCAGACCUGGAUAAAAGGAACCCAGAAAAUAAAAUUGAUGAAACAGGGAGCACCCCAGGCUAUGAAGGCACAGGAGAAAGCAAUGAGAACAUCUCCAGGAAGCCGGGCAAUGUGUUGAAGACCUUGGAUCCCAUCCUCAUCACCAUCAUAGCCAUGAGUGCCCUGGGCGUCCUCCUGGGUGCCGUGUGUGGGGUCGUGCUGUACUGUGCCUGUUGGCACAAUGGGAUGUCCGAAAGAAACUUAUCUGCCCUGGAGAACUAUAACUUUGAACUCGUGGAUGGCGUGAAGUUGAAAAAGGACAAACUGAAUACACAGAGUACUUAUUCGGAGGCAUGAAGGCAGACAGAUGAAAAGACGAGUCAGAGAAUUGAAGGGGAAGGACGUAACUUGAACGUGCUGGGGAACUGUUUGUUGAUCUCUCUCACUGUACAGGCUGGGAAGUGCGUUGAUGACGCUGAGCCAGGCUUUUCUCAGGAGCAUCCAUGAGUACGGCCGACAGACAUGAACAAGUUAGCUGUGUUCGCAAUCGGAAUCAUGUACAGUCAGCUUUUUUCUGUUGGUUUCAUUUGAAUAAUCCAAUGCUGGUGUUGAGACCAAGUAUGAAUGACUUAAUGAUUCAUUUCGACUCUCCCUCCCCAUUCUCUCCCUCUUCCUUUUAUGGAUUCUUUUCAGAAACUGUGCAAAAUCCAAGAUGCUGGCACCAAGUGUAUUCAGCGGGGCCCUUUUGAUGGACAUGCUACCUGUAGCCCAGUGCCCAGAAUCUAUUAGAAUAACUGCACUUCAGUGGACUCCUGAAGCUGUACUUGUGUAUAAUUGCCCGCGUCGUGCAUAGGCAAAGAAGGGUUAGGAUGUUUUAUGUUAAAGUGCUGUAGCCUCAGUACCAGUAUAGUGUGUCAGCUCUGUUUACAAAGCAAUACCGUCAAAUUUUCUUGAUGUUUUCCAGUGUUGUACUAAACCUCGUGCUUGUGAACUCCAUACAGGAAACCGUGCCAUCACCAAACACUGCUGGCAACUGGGUGUGCUGCCGACAACCGCAAUGAAAAAUCCUUGGCACUGGCUAGUCUAUGUCCUCUCAAGUGCCUUUUUGUUUGUACUGGUUCUCAUUGUGUUACAUUAACAACCCGCUCUGUUUCUCGCUGGUGAAAGCCCUACUCUUUAAUCAAAUCCUGGUGGCCCACUGACUAAGAAGAAAGUAUAUUUUAGUGUGAGAUGUCAGCCCCUGGGAAGGCAAGGGCUCCGAAGAUUUGGCAAUGUGGCUUAAUUGUUCUGCUUUUUCCGUAGUUCAAUUUCAUGUCUCUUGACCCUUUUGUAUAAAGCUGCAAUAUUCUCUCUUAUUGGUCUUUCAUAUGGAAUGUAUUUUCAAAUGUAAACUCUUUCUCUCCUCUCUCUUUCUCUCUCUUUGUCUCUCUGUCUCUCUGUCUCUCUCUCUCUCUCUUUUCUCUCUUAGAAUUUAAGCAUUUGCCAUUGUCCAGAAAAGAAACUUGCAGCUUUAACCUGCUGGUAAUGGCAAGCAAUUUUGCUAGACUUUAUGUUUAAAAAUAAAUAAAUAAGGGAAAUUCCUAACUUUGCCCUCCAAAGUCUAACUUUGGUUUUCUUGUUAACUGGUUAAAGUGACAGUAUCUUUUUUCCUUAAGCCAUUUGUCUGUCUGCUCCAAUCAAAAUGAUCUGAGAUAGAAAUGUUUGCAUUUAAUAGAGUGAGAAGCUGAGGGAGAAGGAAUACUAAUUGGCUUUUAAGUGAGACCCAAAGGAAGGACUGAAUACAAUUCUCCAAGUAUCCAAAAAUAUGAGAUUUUUACAUCCAAAUAUGCAAAAUGACCCUUGAGAACCCUCUUGUUUUGCUAUUGAAUCAGACAAGGGAACUGGAAGAAAGAACAGUUAAUUUAAGAAAGUGACUAUAAAUCCUGGUGCCUGGGGGGAAGUAUUUUAAGAUAAUACGGGGAAAGAAAACAAGUAAAGUCAAAACAAAUCUUUAAAAACAUCCAUUGAGCAGCAACGCUGAAAAAACAGAGACUUGAAUGAAUGCACCUAGAAACUUCCAAUGGCUCACAAAGAAAAAGCCUGCCUUGGGACUGGUAAGAAGGAAGCCUAGAACAACAGCACAGAGCCGUAAAUAUCUUAUCAGGCAGCAUGCGAAUUAAUCCAAAGAAGCUGUGGUUGUUUCCCGUGUAUUUGUAUCAGGCCAUGGUGUAUAGAACUUUUAGAUUGUCCUUCCUACAUUGCCCUGGGUCCCUUUCAGAUGCAUUUGUGGGAGUCACAUUUGCAUCAUGAAUGGGUCAGUCCAUUCAUCUUGGUUUAAUUGGAUUAUGAAUGCCUUUUGUUUCCAGGAAAGUAUUGAUCACUAGGAAAAAAGAAUAGAUUUUUAUCCCCAGAGGCAUUCAUUCAGUUGUUACAAUCAUACCAGGAUGAAAGCACCAAGAUGUGUUUUUGUUUUUUUGCUUUUUUUUUUUUUUUAAGGCAACAGACUUAGAGUUGUCCUUAGUCAAGGAAAAAUGAUACUGCAACUUUAAAUUUUAAAGUAUCUUGCACUGAUAAAUAUAUUUAAAAAUUAUAUGUUUAUAAAGUUAUUAAUUUGUAAAGGCAGUGUUACAAAAUGUUCAGUUUAUAUUGUUUUAGAUUGUUUCGUAAUUUUUAAAGGUGUAAAAUAACCUAUUUUUUCUUUAUUGAAAUCUAUAAGACUUUCUGUAGUAAAAUGUUUUCAUUUUACUGGUAUAUGAUUGCUUCAUGUUUUGUACCAUCAUAAAAUUUUGUGCAAAUUUUUUUUACAGAAAUUUUUAUUUUCUAUGACAAUAUGACGCUUGUAAAUUGUUGUUUCAAAAUGAACAGCGAAGCCUUAACUUUCAAUGACAUUUGUAUUCUCAGACACUGAGUAGCAUAAAAACCACAUAGAACUGAACUGUAACUUAGAUUCCAAACUAUGACUACUACAUUCCAAAGAAACAGUUGAAUUAAACAUUUUCAUAAAACACCCA
Molecule: messenger RNA, 6724 nt
Organism: Leopardus geoffroyi (Geoffroy's cat)
Lineage: Eukaryota; Metazoa; Chordata; Mammalia; Carnivora; Felidae
Gene: NRP1
Product: neuropilin 1
Exons: 17
Coding region: 1338-4091 (917 amino acids)
Biological process (GO): axon guidance; angiogenesis; vascular endothelial growth factor signaling pathway
Cellular component (GO): membrane
Molecular function (GO): vascular endothelial growth factor receptor activity; semaphorin receptor activity
Source: RefSeq, a predicted model, not a curated record